Sphenostylis stenocarpa is the source of this 3828-nucleotide messenger RNA. The record is from the annotation of a GenBank genome assembly. Lineage: Eukaryota; Viridiplantae; Streptophyta; Magnoliopsida; Fabales; Fabaceae.
AUGGAUAUACCUUUUAGGUUACCGCAGUCAAAUAUGGUAUUGGAUGGUUUGGAUUCUUGCGUUGUAUUUGGAGGCAGAGGUUUUGGUUGUGCUUUUCACGGCAACUUGAGGACUAGUUCAAAGGUUCGUUUUAGUGGAAUGAACAAGAUAGGUAGUAGGAGUGGUUUGAGGGUAGACUGUUUAGGAGAGUUGAAAGUUUCGAGUGGGAAGAGAAGUUUGUGUUGGAAGAGAAAUAAACUUUUUAGGGGGAAUAGGAAAAUUUGGACAAAGUGUCAAGGUAACGAUUCUUUAGCAUAUGUCAAUGGCAAUGGACGGAAUGUUGAUAGGGUGGAAGGUGCAGAUGAGGACUCUGGUUCCAAUGCUGAAUCGAGUGAACCUUUUGGAGAAGCAGGGCAAGGAGAGAGGAAAGAAGAUGGGGGUGAAGUAGUAGAAGUGCAAAAUGUGGAUGAAUUGAAAGAACUGUUGCAAAAGGCCAAGAAAGAAUUAGAAGCUGCUCGAGAAAAAAACAUUGUAUACGAGGAAAAAGUUAAGAAGAUAUCAGAGACUGCGAUUUAUUUGCAAGAUGAAGCAGCAAGUUCUUGGAACAAUGUUACUUCUACCCUUGAUAUCAUCCAAGAUAUUGUGAGUCAAGAAUUUGUUGCCAAAGAAGCUGUUCAGAAGACAACUAUGGCUCUUUCUCUGGCUGAGGCACGGCUUCAAGUAACCUUAGACUCUUUGGAGGUUACAAAAGCAGCUUACGACUCCCCACGAGGUUCUAACAACAGUAAUGGUGAUAAAGAAAUAAUGCAAGAGGAGAAAGAACUUUUGGUUGCUCAGGAAGAUAUCAAGGAAUGCCAGAAAAAUUUAGCAAAUUGCGAGAAUGAGCUGAGAUACUUGCAAUGCAGGAAGGAGGAGUUGCAGAAUGAAGUGCACAAAUUGCAUGAAAUUGCAGAACAGGCGCAGGUGAAAGCAGCAAAAGCAGAAGAAGAUGUCGCAAACAUAAUGCUGUCAGCAGAAAAAGCUGUUGCUGCGGAACUUGAUGCUGCACAACACGUGAAUGAUGCAGAGAUUGCAUUGCAGAAAGCAGACAAAUCUGCCUCUAGUUUUAAUGCUGAUACCAAUGACACUUUACAAGUACAAGAGGUUGUGGCUAUUCCUGAGGAGGAGGAAGUGGUUCAAGGUUUUUCUGGUGAUGACGUUGAUAAAAGAGAGGCUGAUUUUUCAAUUGAUGAUGAGCCUUUGCUUACUAUGCAAUCACCAGAAGCACAAUCAGAUAACAAUAGGCAAAGUUUCGAAGACAUGGCACAGUCUGAUUAUCUUAGUGAUCAUGAGAACAGACAGUUAAGCUUAGAUUUUUCUAAAGAAGCUGAAGAUGAAAUAGAGAAGUCAAAGAAUGUAGUUCAAACAAAAAAGCAGGAAACACAGAAAGAUUUGACUAGAGAUAAUUCACCGGUUGCUCCCAAGACAUUAUUGAAGAAAUCUUCCCGAUUUUUCCCUGCAUCAUUCUUCUCUUUUACUGCAGAUGAGACUGAUUACACACCAGCAUCAGUUUUCCAUGGUCUUGUGGAGUCUGCACAGAAGCAACUGCCCAAGUUGAUUGUUGGGUUAUUGUUAAUUGGAACAGGGCUAGUGUUCUAUACCAAUAGAACAGAGAGGAGUGCUCAGCUGCUUCAGCAGUCAGAAGUCAUUGCAACCACUGUUGAAGAAGUUUCUUCAACGCCAAAGCCUCUGGUUAGGCGACUUCAGGAGCUUCCCAGCAGAAUUAAGAAAAUUGUUGCAUCAUUACCGAAUCAAGAGGUGGAUGAGGAGGAAGCCUCCCUCUUCGACAUGCUUUGGUUACUCCUUGCAAGUGUUGUAUUUGUACCAAUAUUUCAAAAGAUUCCUGGAGGCAGUCCUGUUCUUGGCUACUUGGCUGCGGGUAUCUUGAUUGGGCCUUAUGGUCUCUCCAUAAUUCGUCAUGUACAUGGGACAAAAGCAAUAGCUGAGUUUGGAGUUGUUUUCCUGUUAUUCAAUAUUGGGCUGGAGCUCUCUGUUGAAAGGCUUAGUUCAAUGAAGAAAUAUGUCUUUGGAUUAGGCUCUGCUCAGGUUUUGGUUACUGCUGUAGUUGUCGGCUUUGUGGCUCAUUAUAUUUGUGGUCAAGCUGGCCCUGCUGCUAUUGUCAUUGGGAAUGGUCUAGCAUUAUCAUCAACUGCUGUUGUUUUGCAAGUGUUACAGGAGAGAGGUGAGAGCACAUCGCGGCAUGGAAGGGCUACAUUCUCUGUUUUGCUUUUUCAGAUAGUAGAGAGAAAAGGGUUUGCAGAAUGGAUUACUGGAAGUGUUGGUUUUCAAGCCAUUGCUGAAGCUCUUGGUCUGGCUGCUGUAAAGGCAGUGGUUGCCAUUGCAGCCAUAAUUGCAGGUGGACGAUUGCUCCUUCGACCAAUAUAUAAGCAGAUUGCAGAGAAUCAAAAUGCAGAAAUAUUUUCUGCCAAUACACUCUUUGUUAUUCUUGGGACUAGCCUUCUCACAGCCAGGCCGAGGUUUGAUAGUGUUCUUGAAGUUAAUCUUGUGUCCAUUGACGUGAUGACUUUUUUGGCUGGGCUUUCAAUGGCAUUAGGGGCAUUUUUGGCCGGUUUACUACUGGCAGAAACAGAGUUUUCCUUACAGGUUGAAUCUGAUAUUGCUCCAUAUCGUGGCCUUCUACUGGGUCUCUUCUUUAUGACGGUUGGAAUGUCAAUUGAUCCAAAACUUCUUGUUUCAAACUUUCCAAUUGUUGCUGGGACCUUGGGACUUUUGAUAUUUGGCAAGACUUUGUUGGUUUCUUUAAUUGGUAGAAUAUUUGGUAUUUCUCUCAUUUCUGCCGUUAGAGUUGGUCUUCUUCUUGCUCCUGGGGGAGAAUUUGCAUUUGUGGCUUUUGGUGAAGCUGUUAAUCAGGGCAUAAUCUCUUCCCAGUUAUCUUCCUUACUGUUUCUUGUUGUGGGAAUUUCAAUGGCCCUCACUCCUUGGCUAGCUGCAGGAGGCCAGCUCCUGGCUUCCCGUUUUGAGCUGCAUGAUGUUCGGAGUUUAUUACCUGUAGAAAGUGAGACUGAUGAUCUGCGAAAUCAUAUCAUUAUUUGUGGAUUCGGGCGAGUUGGGCAAAUCAUUGCACAACUCCUUUCUGAGCAACUUAUUCCUUUUGUUGCACUAGACGUGAGAAGUGAUAGAGUGGCAAUGGGACGCUCACUGGAUCUCCCUGUGUACUUUGGAGAUGCUGGUAGUCGAGAGGUCCUACAUAAGGUUGGGGCUGAAAGAGCAAGUGCCGCUGCAAUAACUCUAGAUUCCCCUGGAGCGAAUUAUAGAACAGUUUGGGCUCUUAGCAAGCACUUCCCAAACGUGAAAACUUUUGUUCGUGCUCAUGAUGUUGAUCAUGGAUUGAAUUUGGAAAAGGCUGGAGCUACCGCGGUUGUACCAGAGACCUUGGAACCAAGUCUUCAACUAGCAGCUGCCGUGCUUGCUCAGGCUAAACUUCCUACAUCAGAGAUUGCAGCAACCAUAAAUGAAUUCAGAAUCCGUCAUCUGGCUGAGCUCACUGAACUAUCUGAAACAAAUGGAAAUUCUUUUGGAUAUGGAUACAAUAAAAUUACAUCCAAACCCAAAUCUCAAUCCCCAGAUUUACCAGAUGAUACUCAGAUCUCUGAAGGAAAACUGAAGUUUGUAUCGAUUAAAAUACUCGAAAAAUCAAGAGCUGAGAGACCUACACCGCUUGUAGCCCGGAACUUGAGUAAGAGCAUGGGUUCGAUAGAUGACCAGGGCAAUUUACGCCCGCCAAUACCACUAAAAAGUGACAACAUUGUCAAUCCACGAGGGAAGAUGGGCUUUAACACGGAAAGGUGA